Numida meleagris (helmeted guineafowl) is the source of this 8232-nucleotide messenger RNA. It is a transcript of the gene FAM120B, whose product is annotated as family with sequence similarity 120B. The record is from RefSeq and is a predicted model, not a curated record. NCBI's taxonomy places the organism in Eukaryota, Metazoa, Chordata, Aves, Galliformes, Numididae. The transcript is spliced from 13 exons. Bases 1319 to 3556 code for a protein of 745 amino acids. Gene Ontology annotation, cellular component: nucleus.
CAGUGCAGGGGGGACGCUCGGGGCUGGGGGCGAGUGGGGUACCGCUCCUGGCUGCCUGGCGGGCAGCACGGCCGCCCGCGGGACAGGCUCGCUUCGCGGCGGGCUCGCACCUCGCCCAGGCUGCUCCCUAUACCCAGCGAGCGGCGGGGCUGCGGCCGCGGCGGUGCGCGGGAGCGGGAAGUGGAGGGCUGUGCUCCUGGGGCGGAGCGCUGCUGGCAGCCCUUUGCGGUGGGGCACGGUGUUCUGCGGGCCUGGUGUGUGUAUGGUAGUGGUUGUUGGCUGACAAAGGCCGUGGGUGGUGUUUUCUCUCCAGGUGUAGGGAUAAUCAGAAUCUUGGGCCUAUACAUCACUUAGAGGGAAACAUUGGGUCAUGGAGGGAUUUAUUUUUUUUUUCCUGCAAGUUUACACUCUUGGUAGCUUUGUAACUGAGAUCCUAUGUUAACCUGAGACGUCUAUCUCACAAAAGUAACAAGCAUCUAGCCUUAGUUUGUCAGUUGCACAAAAUGUGCGUGUUUUCCUCUCUUAAGAAACAUAGCAUUCCAACAUAAGGUGUUUUAGUCCUAUUUCUUUGGGGAUUGGACCAGAUGAUCUCCAGAGGUCCCUUCUAACCCCUGUGACUCUAUGAUUCCUCCAGUUGUAUUGAGGUACUCCUGAUAGAAGCAUUCAAGGCAGAAUGUUUGACUUCCCUCUUCUGACACUGGUGAACUAGAGUGUCCUCCUUAACGUGGAGGUUUCCAUUUAGUGGUGGAACAGUGCAGGUGGAAGGACAUAAAAUCCUUAUUUUUUUAUGAUGUUUUCCAUAAAUGUUUGUGAUCGUGCUGAAAUGGCAGUAUUGGCCAAUAUUCUUGCUUAUAUGCUUGGCUGUUAACAUUCUCUUGACUAAACUAGGCCAUUAACUGGUCGUGGAGAUUUUUCUGAUAAUGUCUGUAUCAUAGACUUGAAUGAGAUCUUAAGCAAGAACUUGCACGAGUUCUUAGGCAAGAUUAUCUUCAGAUACAGGUGUCAGAAGGUGGGGAAAGUGGCUUUUUCAAUUGAAUAUGGCAUUGUAUAGCUAGUAAACUGUUUACCACACUUCUUGCUUUAGCUGCGUAGCCGCUGGGGACAGACUCUCCACUGAAUUGUAAAUUUUGCUUGGACACAACGCAUUACUGCGGAACCUGGUAAAAUGAAUCAGAAGGGAAAUCCAGAGCCAACUGACGAUACUGAUAAUGUCAAGGUAUUGCAACUGGUGCCACACUGAUGGAGUAUUGCCUGUAAACACUGAUGGCAGCUGACCAGUUUGAACGGUGAAGACUGCUGUGAGCUUCAGAAGUCAACCAUGGGCAUUAAAGGCUUGCAGGGAUUUGUGGCGAGAGUUUGCCCUGAUGCAUGCAGAAUGGUAGAUCUGAAAGAGAUGGCAGAAAAACACCGCAUCGAUCAUCCAGAUGUCCUACCUGUUAUUGUGGUAGAUGCCAUGAGUUGUGUUCGACGCUGGUACACACCAGAAUCCUGGGUGUGUGGUGGCCAGUGGCGAGAGUACCUUACCGUUUUGGAGGAUUUUAUUGAAGCUUUUAAAGCAGCUGGUAUUGAGUUGGUGUUUUACUUUGAUGGAGUGGUAGAAGAGAAAAAGAGAGAUGAGUGGAUCAAGCGGAGGCAGCAGAAUAACAAGGAAAUAGCCAACCUAUUUCAGUUUAUCAAGACUCACAGGAAACAGCCGGGGAGAGAAAUGUUCGUUCUUCCCUCAGCAUUGCCUACUUUUACACGGUUUGCCCUAAAGUCACUUGGUCAAAAAACAGUGUGCACAUUGCAAGAGGCAGACUUUGAGGUGGCUGCGUAUGGUUUGCAACAUAACUGCAUGGGAAUUCUUGGGCAAGAUAGUGACUACCUCAUCUAUAAUACAUCUCCCUAUUUUUCCAUUGAGAAGCUCUGCUUGGACAGACUAGUCACCGUUAUGUACUCCAGAGAUGAUCUUUGCCGUGCGCUGGGUCUUAGCAUGAUGCACCUUCCUCUCUUUGCUUGCUUGCUUGGCAAUGAUGUUGUUCCAGAAAACUUGCUGGAAGGCUUUUGGCAUAAAUGUUUAGUCACUUGUCCCCCCAGGAAUAAGAGCUACAACAGAAGAACAAACAUACUUCUGGCUGUAGCAAAUUAUAUCUCCAAAAUGCCAUGCUCGUACAACAGCCUGAAACACUUGGAAGAGAUGCUACCUUUGGGAUCAGACAAGACAUUACUUCUUAGAGGAAUGGAGUCCUAUCUUUUGCCAGGGCAGCAGUCUCCAUGGAUUCCUCCCGAUGCAAGAAAUUUCAAAAUGUUCUCAGGUCAAGAAGAAACAGCCAUGUGUCGAGAUAAGGAAAUAUUUCAGUUAGCUAAAGAACAUCACAUCCAAUCUGAAAAUUAUGCAAUCUUCAAUAUCCUGAGUAAUGGAGAGCUUGAGUGCAGCAACUCUUUGGAAGACGAUUAUGAUACAGAGAUUCCUGGACAGGCACUCAUCUAUCGCCCUGCUCGUCAGCAUAUUUAUUCUGUCUUGUUGGAAUCGGAAAAAGAUGGAGCCUGUCCUUUGGUAAAAGAGUGGUUUGUCUAUUUUGGAAAUCCUCUACAGCAGCCAGAUCUGAUACAACCCGUGCAGCCCUCUAUUCCAGGCGGAACACCUAAUUUGAAAACACUGUGGUUUGCCAAAGGACCUGACAUGGAAAAGCAACGGUACAGUACAUUUCUGGCAUGCUUUCACCUUCAGGAUGUGAUGGAAGAGCUCCAAGCUCUAGAAGCACCUGUUGCAGCGUUCUGCUGCUUGCUGACCUACCUUAUGCUGCAGGUCACUAGUCUCUCUCUAGAAGACUUAAAUGCAUUUGUGGCACUCGUUCUCUGCCUCAGAGGAAAGUCAGCUGCUGAACUGGCACGUUUGCAGCUUGUGCAAGUGGACUCCAGAGCUGUACAUCUUGGUGCUGUUUUGGUUCGUGGCCUUACAACAUUGCUCAUGGCCAAUAGUGCUUGUGGCUUUCCAUUCAGCAUGGAUGAUUUGAUGCCUUGGAAAGUGUUUGAUGGAAAACUUUUUCAAGAAAAAUACCAAAAGUCACACAGAAGUUGCUCUUUGGAGGAGCUUUUGGAAGGCAAUGAGUCUUUGUAUACACCCUUCCAGAAUCUGAAGUCACUCAUUUGCAGGGUUUGUGCAGUAAAGAAAAGAACAAUACAGAGCAGACCAAGAGGAAAUGGAUUUAUCACAGGAACGCACCAAAGAGAACUUAAUCCUAGGUUCCAGCAAACACAUAGAAGCUCCUUUGUUUCUCCAUAUCAUAAUCAAAUGAGGGGCAACCUCUGGAGAAAUCCUCAACCACAAGGUAGAAGAUACAGAUCAGGACAUCCAGACCAGAGGAGAAGAUUCCACCUUCCUCCUUGGAUGUUCUGGCACAAUGGCUUGGUUUUAUCCACCCUGGGGCUGAGCAAUGAACAAAUUAGUGCAAGGCCAGCAAGGGUGGGGAUCUGCAUUGCCUCAUUGUGGCCUGGGCUGCAACGCAUCUUGAAUCAAAACAACGCAGAAUUUAACACUUUACUCUUAAGAACUGACAACGUGAAUUUCCCUUGAUCAAGAAACAUGUGGUAAAACUGAUAGUAUGAGCCACCAUCUGCCCAGCCUCCAGCAGCAUUUGCAGCGCUGAAGUGAAAGUGCUAUUUCUACGCAGGACAGGAUUGCAUGUUUUCUGCAAUUUUUAGACUGAGAUUAAGCAGUUAUAUUAAUUUCUGCAUGUGGCUAUGUAGCACGAUUGCUGUGUGGAUUUACAGAGUGAUUUUUGAACAGCUAGACUGUUCAACUAAAUAAUUUCAAAGCUUUGAGAUGCUGCGAAACAAGGUGAUAUGAGACAGUGGCAUAUCUUUUACCAGCAAUUUGUAAUGUCUGAGCAUUUCUAGGAGAGGGCAGUGGGUAAGGGUUAUGUUGGAGUUCCAGGUAGGGAUACUCUUGCUGUUUUACAUCUAUAGGUUUGUAACAGCUACAUCUUAACUGAUAGCAGAGGUCUCUGGUCCCAUGGCCUGUCCCCAGCUCUGGAAGGUAAACUGUAGAUGUUGUGCUGUGAUUAAUAAACAAUACAUCCCUGGUUGCACUGCUGUGUGCUCAGUGUGAAGUGGGGCUGUUUUGUGUGCUUUUGGGAAAAGAUACCAUCAGCGCUGUAGUCAGGGGCAGCCUGCUGCUAACAUCACUAACAUCGGUAGCGGGAGGAUUUGCUCUGUGCUGCCUGAGCGCUGCAGAUCACUCUCCACACAAAUUAAUUAAAAGAUGCCUUAGGUAGGUGUCCAGCAGGCACAGAAGGAACCCAGCUCUGUUACUAGUCCGCAGUCCCCAAUUUUCCAGCUGUCACUAGGUAAUACGGUCUCCCCCUCACGUAAUUCCUUCCUAUAGUCCAAUAGAAGUCCUUUAAAGACGAAAAAAAGAAAGAAAGAGGAACAACAAGCAAGUAAUCCUGUCAUACGAUCUGCCCCAGUAGUUUGGGGCCUGUUUCUCUUUCAGGGGCUGUGAGCAUGCUUUGAGGUGCACAAUAGAGAUGCCUUCUCCAUUGACUGAGGGGCUCAAUGAGCCAAGCUCGGCAGCAGCCCCGGUAACAGCAGCAGCAGCAGCAGUGGUGCAGCACAGUAAUGGGCCCAACUGUUAACUGAUUUAACACUCUGCCAGCUGCAGUCCCUGAGCUCAGAGAGGAGCAGCGGGCCUUUGAAUAUUACCUUUCAGCCAAUUAGACAUAUGUCACUUUCAGAGAAUGUUUCUUGCCUGCUCCUGUUGAGGGGAAGCUAUGCUGGGAGGAGAGGGGAAUGGCAUUACCUGCUUUUAUCCCAAAUGUGAGGUCCCUCCUUUGGGUAGGAAUUGGUUGUUGUUUCUGGUAUUUUCAGCACUGGAGUGGGCUGUGAGGGGAAAGAAUGAUUCUUGGAAAGUCAGAAGUUUUCAGAGUCUUACAGGCUGCCUAUGGGAGGGGUAGGAGCUUUUACAUAAAGGUGGGUUUGAAUCAUUGGAUUGAAGUGAGGCCUCUCUGCACCUGAACACUGGGGAGGUUAAAAUCAGCAUCUGAAUUGGCUCAAGUUUGUUUUGCAUGUAAAACCUCCUGAUCUCAAAGAGACUUUGGCUUCAGCUUGAAUAAAUGAGGGUGCAGAUGUCAGAGGGCCGGUGCUGACUUACAGCAGCUCAGAAUGUUCAAUUUUGCCCCAACAAUCAAUUUUACAAAAAAAAAAUACAAGUCAGAUUGUAACCAGUGAGUGAGUGGCAGCUCAGAAAGAGUGCUGCAGGAUGCUUGGUUUGUCCAAAAGCCAUCACCAGCUGUACCACUGCAUCAGCAAACAGGGCUCUGGGGUACCACCACAGCCUUUAGGGGGGCAAGUAGGCAUUCACAGAAAAAGAAUAUUAGGGGUAUUUGUUUUCAAAAUCGGUGAAAAAAGCAGAAACAUCUAUAUUUGUUGUAGAGUAGAUGGGCCACUUUUAUUCACGGAUUAUUUGUGUUUCUGCAAGGCUGAAAUUCUCAAUUCCAGUUAUGUCAGUUCCCUUAUGCUUUUUAUGUUAAAGUACACAAGAAUGCAGUAUUAGCAUGUAUGGUAAAUUGUGCUGAAAUAAAGCAAAUUAUGGAGAAAAAAAUACUUCAUGGCACGUGUUUAAAACACUUCAUUAGCAAAAGACAAGCAAGUGAACUGAAGCUAAGAAGUUCAUCUGAAAUGAACCAAAUGAAAGGGAUAAAAUAAAUGUUGGGAGUUUUUUUCUCAUAGCCUUGUAAAAAUUGAAACUUUCUGAGGAAAGAGGCUGGUGGGCAAAAAAACCCAUUUAUUUUACAAUCUUGGCCGAAAGUUUUCAAGAUGGCACUUGUUGCUGUGAUGCUGUUGGUGAGCAGAAAUAAGCAGUCCAGAACUGUCUGGAGACGGCUUGCUUUUCCCACUGGAGUUAGAGAUCUGCACAGGUUAUAGACACUGUCAGACCUGCAGAACAAACUGUGUGUGGUGUGCAGGUAAAGACGCAAAUGGGGAGCAGCUCUUCUUCUGUAACUUGUGAGAGGAGCACUGAAGUUAAGUGAAUGUGGGUGAAAAACUCUCUGAAUAAAUGUGAUCUUGUAUUACUUGGUUUGGGUUUUCCUAAGUUGAGUCUGAGUUUUCUUCCUUGGUCCCUUCAAACACUCUCCCCAUAGGAUGUUCUCUGGUUUAGGCUUUUGGUGUUUGGUAAUCAUGAAAUAUUGCUUGUCAAAGGCAAUGAGGCAAGGCAUAUUUUGGGGUGAGGGAUCGCGUUGCAUCUAGAUGUGAAGGAGAAGGCUUUAGGUAUUGAGUCCUUUUCACAUCUAACCAUACCUGAAGAAAGUCUUGAGUUAGUUUUUGAAAGAGAACUCUCUCUUUUGCAAAAAAAAACCCUCUUCUCCUGUAGCGUUUUGACCAGCUUCAGGCAGUGACAACAGGGUUAUGGAAUGGUAAUACAUAAACUGAAAUGAGAUGCAAUUUGGAAGAUCCCAGGGUUGUAGUCAGACAAAUGCUUUAAGCUGGCAUAAGUUGUCAGUGUUGAUAGAAGAAGUCAUUCCACACUUCCUCUGCUUCUGGCUGCUUGUUCUCUCACUCUUGUACUAUUUCGCUGUACUUUCCCUUCUGCAGCCUAAUGGUGAACUGGAACAAAUUCAGCUGGAAAUAAACUUUGUAGAUUAUUUCAGAGAUUGUGAGGGGGAGGGGUGCUGUGGCAGGGUGUUUCUGCACCCGCUUUCCCCAGGCUAGUUCACUGCAUGACUACAUGAACCCUUGAGUCAGUAGAUAGCACAUGGUACCACAAGGAUGGAAGUGAACCAGGAGGGCAGGGAGAGAGCAGAACCUUUUCUUUCUGUGCUAGCACCAGUUUGUCAUCACCAAUGAAACCUAUUUUCCCAUUUAGAGAAAGCUGGGGGAAAGGACAAUUUACCCUUUUGUAACAGCUGGUUCGCCUACCAAAAGUAACUCACUGAGGAAAUCUGACAGAGUACAGGUGGGUGUCCAGCUAGCAGCCACUGAGCCAAGGUCAGAUGUUCUGUUGCUGGAGCUCCUUGCAGCUCUUAGUACUUGUAGACUUUGCUUGGAUGUGACAGUUUUCUCAGUGAGGUACUUCAGUGCUGCUAGGCAUGCUUCUGUGUAUAAUCCUCACUUUAUCUGAUUACAUACAGAGAUUACGCAAGCGAAGAACUGCUAAAUUUAAAUAUGCCACCGAUGAACAACACAGUAUUUUCCCCCCUGUGGAAAUCCAUUGGAUAUUUACUUCACAAGUCUUAUAUAGCACUAUGCUGCUUGAAGAUGGCAUUUCAGAUAAUGAUUAUUCUCUUUUUCAUAUUUCUCUGCUGUGUCUUCACUGAAGAGGUCCUGCAAACUCUGUUGCCAGUCACUUAGUUGGUAUGGCUUGAAACUUGCAUAUCUUCGUGCAUUUGAAUCCAUUACUAAUGCAUAAGCAUUCAGUUUGGCAGGAAUGGACAUUACACAUCUGUAAUUCAUAAGCUUCAAGACAGUUUUAGGUGAUGAUGACUCCACUAAAUGUCCAAAUUCCCUUUGGCAUCAGUCGUCUAGCCAUAACUUGUUGGAUCCAGCAGAGUGAGUUCACAUUGCAGGAAUCAUCUCCAAAUUCCGGCUUAAUAGUUUGCAUGCAGUUCAUGCUGGAAUAAGCAAUCUUUGCAUGGGGGAAGCUGGCUGGAGUCAAUUUCAUCGCUUUUAGCAGAGAAAAGUUGAUAAUGGCAUCAGUUGUUGCACUUUUAGGGACAAACAGAUGGCAUGUGAAUUCUUGUAAUUUCUGAAAGAAGCCUGAUGAAAUCUCCCAGGGUUGUCCAAACAUUGAAAAGUUAUAUUGAUCAUGCCAUUUUCUUUGCAUGAGUUCUAGGGCUCCCAAUUUUCCUUUGUCUGAAAAAGACUAACAGCAUUGCAUCCCAAAAAGACGUGCAAACCAAUCAGUACCCUGCAUGUGCCAGUCCCAGGGGUGCACAUUAUUAUAUUACUGACAGUUAAUAAUGUUUUGUGUUUGGUUUCCAACUUUCUCAUGCAUUAGCUAAGAUCUGUAUUACUGCUGGAUUUCACCCAUCAUUUCAGCAUACAAUAUAACACACGUCUUCCUUCUCUUAUGGUACUUUGAGUUCUGUUUUCUUGUGGUGGUGUGUGGUUAGACAAUAAGAGAGGAUCACAGUUCAACAGAGAACUCCAUAAUGUACUUUUCUUUUGUGAUUUACACACAUGCAUGCCAUUUUUCAUAUUUGAUAAUGUUUAACUUGCUAAUGGGACAAGAGAAAUAAACUUUUGUUGCUUGGA